GCUUCCCUCAUUCUUCUCUUUAUACCAAAAAAAAAAAAUGGAUAAUAAAAGUAGUAAAACGUUUGGAGAACAAUACUGGUGGAGACCAAAUCCAGCGUUUAAACCGCCCGAAACGCCUUUAGAUUCUAUGGAGUUUCUCUCACGUACUUGGAGUGCUUCCGCUACUGAAGUUUCAAGAGCCGUCGUGGCUUCUCCUCCACCUCCUUCUUUAACCUCUCAACCGCCGCAAAUGCGUUUCUCCGAGAUCAAGAACGGUUCUUCCGACGUCACUUUGGUCCCGGAAGAUGAAGAGAACGGUGUCGUUUCAGGAAACACGUUCUCUUUCGCUUCUUCUGAGACUUCUUUGAUGGUCAUGGAACGUAUCAUGGCUCAAUCUCCGGAGAUUUCAUCGCCAAGAACCUCAGGGAGACUAUCACAUAGCUCUUUCACCGACAGCCCACCGAUCUCUCCUUCGGACAUCGACGACUUCAAGCAGCAAUUCUACCGUGUGAGCCCAUCCUUUAAUGGUCACAUACGUGGCCCAUCCGCUAUCCCUGGCACAGCCGGAGGGUCUAAGACUGUUGGUCGUUGGCUAAAGGACCGGCGAGAGAAGAAGAGGGAGGAGACACGUGCACAGAACGCACAGCUCCAUGCAGCUGUAUCUGUAGCUGGUGUGGCUGCAGCGGUGGCUGCUAUCGCUGCAGCCACGGCUUCUCAGUCAAGUGCUGGAACUGACGAGCAAGUAGCCAAGAAUGACUCUGCUGUGGCUUCCGCUGCGACUUUGGUGGCUGCACAGUGUGUGGAGGCCGCUGAGAUCAUGGGAGCUGAUCGCGAGCUCUUGGCCUCCGUUGUUAGUUCCGCUGUUAACGUUCGAUCUGCUGGAGAUAUCAUGACGUUGACCGCAGCUGCUGCCACAGCUUUGAGAGGAGCUGCGACAUUGAAGGCAAGGGCAUUGAAGGAGGUAUGGAACAUUGCGGCUGUGAUUCCGGUGGAUAAGGGAAUAACAAAAGGCGGUGGUGGUGGUUACAGAGGAGGCGAGUUAGCUCCCGAGGACAACUUCCUCGGGAUUUGUAGUAAGGAAUUGCUAGCCAAAGGUUGCGAAUUGCUUAAACGCACCCGCAAAGGUGACCUUCAUUGGAAAGUUGUUUCCAUCUACAUUAAUAGAGCAAAACAGGUAACGUUGAAGACCAAGAGCAAACAUGUUGCUGGGACCAUUACAAAGAAGAAAAAGAAUGUGGUGGUGGAAUUGGUCAAGGGAUUACCGGCGUGGCCUGGCCGGGAAAUGCUCGAGGGCGGAGAGAAUUUGAGGUAUUUCGGGCUGAAGACGAUUGAGAAAAGAGUGAUUGAAUUUGAAUGCAAAAGCCAAAGGGAAUAUGAUCUUUGGACACAAGGUGUUUCCAUGCUUCUUUCCAUUGCUUCUGAUAGGAAACAUAAAUGUUGAAUUAAGGUAUAAUCUUUGGGGGUAAAGUCACACUGAAAUUGGAAACUAAUGGGGCAAAUUUGUAUUAAUCUUAUUUUUUUCUUGGUAUUUUUAUUUGAUAGCUAAACGAAAAAUGGGAUUUUAAACUGUCUAAUUUUUUUCUUUUUCUUUUAGAAGUAAGAUCUUUGUAGUAGAAGAAUAUGUAAAUUACAUGCUAUUCUCGUUUUGUAAGUUAUGGUGAUUGGUAAAUCGGACGAAAUUUGUGUUUUUGUU
Messenger RNA from Capsella rubella, 1672 nucleotides. RefSeq names its product VAN3-binding protein. The transcript has 7 exons. The coding region runs from base 38 to 1420 and encodes 460 amino acids. Gene Ontology annotation, biological process: auxin-activated signaling pathway; phloem or xylem histogenesis; leaf vascular tissue pattern formation. Lineage: Eukaryota; Viridiplantae; Streptophyta; Magnoliopsida; Brassicales; Brassicaceae. The record is from RefSeq and is a predicted model, not a curated record.